Molecule: messenger RNA, 1856 nt
Organism: Anneissia japonica
Lineage: Eukaryota; Metazoa; Echinodermata; Crinoidea; Comatulida; Comatulidae
Exons: 3
Coding region: 1-438 (145 amino acids)
Source: RefSeq, a predicted model, not a curated record
AUGUCUUGUAUAUUAUAUCUUAAAUUUUAUAAUAGGUGCACUGAAGAUUACAGAGGAGAAACGUGUGAUAAAAAGAAGCUAGGAACAUGGAUUAUUGUUGGUAUUGUCCUUGGUAGUCUUGGUGGUGUUUUGCUGAUUAUAACUCUGAUCUGCUGUUGCUGUGUAGUUUGUAGUGGAAGGCAGCAAAAUGCAAUGUACCAGCAAGAGGUGAUACUGAAGAGACCCAAGUAUUUAGAGGAGAAUGUAUAUGAUAAUACAAAUCUAUCACCACGUUUCGGCCAUAUGUAUUAUGAUAAAAAUGUAACACCUGAAAAUCUUGGUGGCAGGUUCAAACAUAAUGGUCAUUUUUCAAGGCCAUAUAUUGUGACAGGAAAUGAACUUGAGAAUCUGGCUAAUCGUGAUAGAAUGUAUUACAACAACUUCAGUAUGAUGAAAUGAGCGUAAAAUGGAAAGCAGCAGGAUCACAUACGGUAUCAGAAUGAAGCUGAAACGAUAGCCAAAAUAACGUUUUACACCUAACAUCCAUCCUAAUUAUAACGUCCGUAAAUUAAUUGUACUGGUAUCCUAUCCAUCCAUAUUUAAUUGAAUACUGAAAGUAGUACAGAACUUAAAGUAUUUUAUGUGCAUGUUAUUAAUGCAAAUGCGUUAAAUCGUUCUUUAAAAAAUAAUUGAUUCCUCUGUUUCUUUAAAACUAUCUUUUGAAUUUUAUUAGAUUUGGUGUAACACCAUUGCCGUUUCAUUUUCUCUUUCCUUCACUAAUUUUAUUCUUUUUGUGUCUAUUACAGCUUGGUACUUGCUCUUGCCAACAUACCCCUUUACAUAAUAUUAAGUCAGUUUUUCAUUGGGAAAAAAAAUUAUUAAAACAAUUGUCCAUGUUAUUGUUUGAAAACAUAAUUUACUCAUUAUAUAUGGUAUUAGUAUUUGAUUAAGUGAAAGUUAUAUUUUCUAUGUGACUAAUAACCCUUGAUGCUAAAUUAGCAAUAAAUUAUUUUAAUAUAAUAAUGUUGAUACUCAAUAAAUAAGAAAUGAAUGUUAUACAGUAAAAAUUAAUGUUAUUAUUAAUAAUUUAAAAAUAAUUAAAACAAUUGUCCAUAUAUUGUUUGAAAACAUAAUUUAUUCAUUAUAUAUGGUAUUAGUAUUUGAUUAAUUAAAAGUUAUAUUUUCUAUGUGACUAAUAACCUUAUUCUAAAUUAGCAAUAAAUUAUUUUAAUAUAAUAAUGUUGAUACUCAAUAAAGCAUAAGAAAUGAAUGUUGUUAUUAUUUCUCAUUCGAGUUUUCUUCUGGUACACCUGCAUCAUCUUCAGGAGUGGAUUUAGGAGGGGGAAGUCCAAAAAAAGGGAGAAAAAAGAAAGAAAAAUAGUUGAUCGCCCAAAACACCUCAUAGGCUUUUUUGGGGUGUCUUGAAAACCCCCAAGUAGUGUUAUCUCGAUCAGCCACACUUUCGGUUCCCUUUCGCUCGCCCAUCCCCUUUUUCGGACAUCUCUGGAUCCACUCCUGAACUUUAGUAUUAUAAUUCCAUAUUAAAGCCCAUUACACGGAAAAGGACAUAGCUUGGGGUAGAAUACAAUAAAAUAAUGUUCUCAAUAUCCAAUUGUUCGGUUAAUGGAAGGCUGAAAUGCCUCGUAGGUUCUGUGCAUUGGUAACAUUUAGUAUAAUUUCGUUGUUAUAAUUAACUUUUCGUUUCAGUUACGUUCUUACUAAAGUGUUGUUUCUACAUUUAAGGAAAAUUUAAAAAAUGUGAUUAUAAUACCUGUUUUAGCAAGAUCGAUGACAAAUUUUCAUAUUUAUAUAGAACCUAAUAAUAAGUAGUUACUUUUUAUUCAUAAUUUUAUUGAAAAAAUAAUAAUCACAUCCAA